Messenger RNA from Gloeophyllum trabeum ATCC 11539, 1450 nucleotides. RefSeq names its product molybdopterin binding oxidoreductase. The transcript is spliced from 4 exons. NCBI's taxonomy places the organism in Eukaryota, Fungi, Basidiomycota, Agaricomycetes, Gloeophyllales, Gloeophyllaceae. Gene Ontology annotation, cellular component: mitochondrion. Gene Ontology annotation, molecular function: oxidoreductase activity; molybdenum ion binding. The record is from RefSeq and is a predicted model, not a curated record. Bases 1 to 1152 code for a protein of 383 amino acids.
AUGGAUCCUUCCACCCAGUCUUCGUUUAGCAACCGUCUCAGCGUUUUGCAGGAGCAGCCAUAUAACGCGGAACCGGACUUGGUUGCCCUCGUCGCGCAACCUUACACCCCGGAUGAAUUAAUCUAUUGUCGCAACCACUCCCCCGUCAAGUGCUUGGAGGCCGAUACGUUCACGUUAUCUGUCAGGGGUCUUGUUCAGAAUGCUCUGCAGUUCAGGUUGGAUGAUCUCAAGAGGAUUUUUCCUCGUGUAGAGGUCGUGGCAGCCCUCCAAUGUGCAGGGAAUAGGCGAAAAACUAUGGCAGAAAGGAAGAAGAGGAAUGUCGACGGCGUGAAAUGGAAUGAAGGGGUUAUAUGCAAUGUCAGGUGGGCGGGUGUGUCGAUGCGACAGCUGCUCCUCGCUGCCGGUGUCCGUCCUCCUGCAGAACACGAUAAGCCGCUGCACUUGUGCAUGGGAUCGCACAUCGCGGCCUGUUCGGAUGACAAUUGGUUUGGAACGUCUAUAUCGCUGGAGAAGGCCAUGGAUGAGGAAGGUGAUGUCAUUAUAGCUUAUGAGAUGAAUGGACAUCCGUUGACGCCCGAGCAUGGCUACCCUUUCCGAGUCGUAGUUCCCGGGUACACCGGGGUUCGUUGGGUCAAAUGGGUCGACAGCAUCCUGGUCUCCGACCGGGAGCCCGACAACUUCUACCACAAACGCGACUACAAGGUCCUUCCCGAAGAGGUAUGCUCCCGCGACCAAGCGCAUGCUGGGGGCUGGUGGUGCAAGGUCCCGCCUCUGCAGUUCAACCCACUCAACUCGGUGGUUGCCUCCGUUUCCCUUCGAACCAGUCCGCAGACCUUCCUCUGCGUGAAGGGCUACGCCAUGGCAGGUGUGACAGGCCAAGUCAAGGCAGUUGAAGUCAGCAUCGACUCCGGCCGGACAUGGCGGGAUGCACACAUAACGUAUCAGGAAGGCAAAUGGAGUUGGACACUGUGGGAGGCAACGUUGGAGCUUUCAGACGCGGCAGAGCGCGUUUGGUGCCGCGCUAUUGACGAGAGCGGCGCCGUCCAACCAGCAGACUCUGAUUGGAACCUUCGGGGCCUAGCGUAUUCCGGCUAUGGCGAGAUAGAUCUGAGGAAAGUCGAAGGUAAUGUCGGACGGAGUUGCAGAUUGUAGGCAAAGCUCAGCUUCGUCGAGUCAGGUGCUUGACGCCCUUCUUUUCCCGUCAUAUAAUCCCCUGCUUUCCCCUGCUCUGUACAGGCUCAAUCUAUUCUACAUGAACUCCUAUCCUAAUCCAGCAUGUGUAUGACCUAUUAGUAGCAAGUUCAGAUGCAAUGGUGUCACAAGGAAAAAGACUCGGAGGCUGUGCUAUCCGGUUUGCAUGUCGUACCGCAUCCCGUCAUACCCUGGCUCUAAGAGGCCAGACUCGCGCAAAAGUGACAUCCACUGACUAUCGACACCUGAUCCCUCCGGC